Molecule: messenger RNA, 6849 nt
Organism: Plectropomus leopardus (leopard coralgrouper)
Lineage: Eukaryota; Metazoa; Chordata; Actinopteri; Perciformes; Serranidae
Gene: qki2
Product: QKI, KH domain containing, RNA binding 2
Biological process (GO): regulation of mRNA splicing, via spliceosome
Cellular component (GO): nucleus
Molecular function (GO): mRNA binding
Source: RefSeq, a predicted model, not a curated record
UACUGUAAUCAUAUGAUAGGAGCCGAUCCGCUGCAGAAUACCGACACACCGGGCGGACACAGCGGAGCAGCCGGGGCGGAGGACACCAGUUGAUGGUACUUUUUUUUUUUUAGAAAAAGAAGCGCGUGGAGUCCGUGAAAGUGUCGCGCGAAGUGUGAAAAACAGACAAACUCCCCCCAAAAAGGAACUUUUUCAAACUCUGGAGAGACACAGGGGGGGACCGGAGAGGAGAGGGCACACACACACGAAGCGUUAACCGAAGAGGAGUCGAUUUAACCGGAGCGGAGUUAGCUAACAGGGGCGGUCAGCGGGUCGGUGGAAACCCCUGGGGUCCUCGCAUCGCUUGUCGGGGCGGUUGUUUUUCGUGAUUUUCCCCACAAGUUUCUCAACUAGCCAGGUCACUUUCCAGCUGAAGCUGCAGCCAUGGUCGGGGAGACAGAGGUGAAGGAGAGACCCAAGUCCAACCCGGACUAUCUCAUGCAGCUGAUGAACGACAGGAAGGUGAUGAGCUCCCUGCCCAACUUCAGCGGCAUCUUCACGCAUCUGGAGCGGCUGCUGGAUGAAGAAAUCGGCAGGGUACGCAAGGACAUGUACAACGACACGGUGAACGGGGGCAUGUUCAACGGGCGCGACAUGGAGGAGCUUCCCGAAGCUAUCGGCCCCGUGGCUCAGCUGCAGGAGAAGCUCUACGUGCCUGUAAAAGAGUACCCCGACUUUAAUUUUGUAGGGAGGAUCCUUGGCCCGCGUGGACUGACGGCCAAACAACUGGAAGCGGAGACCGGCUGCAAGAUUAUGGUGCGAGGAAAAGGCUCCAUGAGAGACAAGAAGAAGGAGGAGAUGAACCGAGGGAAGCCCAACUGGGAGCACCUCAGCGAGGACCUCCACGUCCUGAUCACAGUGGAGGACACGCACAACCGCGCCAAGAUCAAACUCCAGCGGGCCAUCAAUGAGGUCAAGAAACUUCUGGUGCCAGCUGCUGAGGGGGAGGACAACCUGAAGAAAAUGCAGUUGAUGGAGCUGGCGAUUCUCAACGGGACCUACAGAGACGCCAAUGUCAAGACGCCCACCGCCGGCUUCCCUCUGGCGACCCCUCAGGCGCCUCGGAUCAUCACAGGCCCGACGCCCGUCCUGCCUCCCACCCUGCGCAACCCCGCCCCCGUCACCACGCCGACCAUCAUGCCUCUGAUCCGUCAGAUCCAGAGCUCCGCCCUCGUGCCGGGAGGCAAUCCGCACCCGGCGCUGGUGCAGCAAGGGCCCGAAUCUGGAAUCAUCUACACGCCCUACGAGUAUCCCUACACACUCACGCCCUCCAUAUUGGAAUACCCGAUUGACUCGACUGGAGUAUUAGUCCCUUCUUCCUGUGUUUUCGCAGCAGGUGCCAUGACCACUAAGGUACGACGCCACGACAAGAGAAUCCAUCCUUACCAAAGGGUAGUGACCCCAGACAGAGCUGCCACGGCAACUAACCCAUGACCCCUUGACCUUCUGACCUUUCCGCCCACUGAUGACCCACCCAUCUCCGCCUGCUGGCGUGCUCAUUGGCCCGCGGCCCCGUCACUCCCCCAGCUCAGCCAACCAGACCACCACAUUGGGAACAACCCCGGCUGCUUCUGUCUAACCAGCCAACCAGACGACAGCGAUCACGGGAGUAAACCUCAGGACCCCGCCCACCACCAAGUCCUAAACUAAACUUUACCAAACGUGCCUUCCUUCCAAAAAAGUCCAAAGCCAGUCUGAGAAUGUUUCAUAACCAGUAAAAAUCCCAAUCUGUAACAGAUGUUGCCAUGCAUAACCAGUAGACUAUACUGGGGAUGGGGCCCCCAAUCUGGUGAAGGGCUCCUAAACCAAUUCCUGGCUGUGCCAAACUGUCUCCCUGAGCUGCCCUCGGUCCGUGUGAUGCAAUAAUAUUAAUAAUGACUCUAUUAAUAACAUGGUAACUAUACUCAUAAUGAUGGUACUUAUCCAGCACAGAAACCCUCCAUAAACACUAAAACUAAAAAGAGAUAUGUUGACAGCUUUCCUCAUCGGGCGCCUUUUACUUAAAGGAGUACGUCACCCAGAGAUGACCAUUUGUUAAUCAGUAACUCACCCCGUGUUACGUUGAAUUUGUGAGGAAAACUUUGAUUUUCUUGCAUGUAAAUGAAGAACCCAAAAACUGAGAAAAUUCUUGAUGAAUUACAGUAAAUGGGGGGCCGCGUUAAACAAAAACUAUAUCAGAACAUCUGUUUCUGAACUCUUACACAAAUCGUGCAGUAUAAUCCAGGUCUUAUUUAUACAGUUUAGGGAUGACAACAGUUAACCAUAGAGUGUAUUUUUGAGUGGUAAAGCCUGUAGAUCUAUGGAUUGAUUUAUUGUUUAGUUUUCUGCACCAUUCAGGUCUGGUUAAAGCUAGCUAUUGGCGCCGCUGCUCAUUCAAUUAGUAACGACCAUAGACUGUAUAUAAAGAUGGACGCCCCCACUUACCAAGAGGGGGCCUUAACCCCACUUGGGGCGUCCCCAAGUGGGGUUAAGAAUAUCUGAGAUAUGGCCGUUGCCAACUUGCAAUGGUGAUGUCAAUGGUGAUGCAGUCACGAUAUCCACGGUGGGGUUAGAUGGGGACUUCUCGCCAAACCACCCGUCAGACCAAUUGCGAGCAGCUCCAUUGAAUGCGAGUGCAUCGAUUGGCUGUCACAGCUGUCAACCAGGCUGUGAAAAUUUCCUUUUUGUAGAAUUGAAUUUCUCAUUAAAACCGAAAUUACGACCGAUAAGACGUUUGACUGCAUGUUAUUUUAGCGACCCAUCGCGGGAGAUUUUCAAAGCCGCUUGUAGCAGUUAGCCGCUAACUUGGAGAAGAAGAACAGCCUCCGUAAAUAUCCGCAAAUUGGGCAGAUAAUGAGAAUCAGGAGCCCUCCCUUUAGAGCAGAGGACGAGAUCAGCCACCAUAUAACAAAGACGAUAAAUGAUUGAUACUGACAUGUUAUGCUGUUAUUAUUGUUUAGAAAGCACUGCGGACGUGUAUUUUAUAUGUCACGCUAGAGGUGGAUGCUGUUGUGUUAUAUGUCGCGCCUGCGUUGAUUCCGUGAUGCCAGCAUGUUGUCUAAAAUCACACCGAAGCCACCAUUGUUUGGUUCUGUGUAAAAGAGCAAUGAAGGCGUAAAGAAGGGACUUGGUAACAGCCAGAUAGCGUGAUCUCUUUUUCAAAAGAGCGAGUGUUAGUAAUGCUAAAGGGUCUCAAAAUGAAGCUGCUUAUUCACUAGGGCAACCUUGGGGAGAUCAAAGGGUGGCAAAAAUGUUUCCACAGCAACAGUGUCGCGCCACAAGAACAUUUUUCCAGCGUUAUUUGCUGAAUGAGUUGCGCUCUACCUGACAACAUGUGCUGUUUAGGCUAGAGCAGCCAAGGCUAACCAGGAGAGACCGGAGGCUCGGCAGUGGGCACUAUGUUUCCGCAUGUUAACGCAAAUAGGCGGCUGUCUGUCAGCCAGCAGAAAAUACAAGGCAGACAUUAACGUCUCAAAAAAACAAUAAAAUUUCACCACCGCUAAAUAGUGCUUUGAGAAAGCCUUAAGUAUUUCAUGUAAUUUCACUUUUUUUGUUGUUGUUGUUAUUGUUGUUGUUUUUUUCUUAAAAAUUAACCGGGCAGUUAGUGGUUAAUAAGCAAAAUUAACGGAAACUGUCUUCCCUAAUGCAGUCAUUUGCUCAAUAUUUCCCAAACACAUGCACUUUUGUUAAAUCCUUUCACUUCUGCAUACAAGUAGCGCACCUGGAUUCUGUGUUUUUGGAUUCAACAGAAGCGUGCGAGAAAACAAAUUCUUCCUCACAAAUUCAUUGUAACAUGGGACAGGUAAUUAAUAAAUGAAUUAAUAUAGAAAUGAUCAUUUUGUGGGUGAAGUAUUCCCUCUUGAAGGGGAUUGGUUCUUCUCUCAGCCAACACACACUCAUUAAUUUACACUUUGUUAUUGGUGUUAAACCCUUCACAUUAACUCACUUUUCCUUGAAAUGUAACACCAACAUGUGAUGUGUUUAAAAUGUCUGAUGUGCUUUUUAAAGAUCAUAUUAAUUUAUGCCUCAUGUCCUUUAAAGUGAGACAUCUCCAUUUCCCCUUUUACAUGUGUGAACAAGAGAAACUUUACACUGUAAAGAAACAGGCGCUCAUGAGGAAAAAUAACAAACUGGAAUCCAAAAUGCCAAAGUAUCUCUUUUAAAACAGUAAAAUAUCCCAAUAGUGAGUCAACAUAUGCAGAAAAAUGCCAAGUCUGUACAGUACAGAUCCACACACACACACACAGAGGGGAGGUUGCACUUCUUUUGUCUAAAUCAAGACGACUUACACAACGAUGCCUUUGCCUUUUUCACACUACAGUAUUGUAUCAGCUUGAACAACAGUGCCUUUAUUUAUUUGAGAGAGAUGGAACAAUGUUACACCUAAAUCUUUCACUGCUACAUCGGGGGUUUGUGCCCAGCAUGAAAUUAUGUCCUUUGGGUUUAUGCAGAUUCAUUAUCAUCAUCUACAUUUUAUGGUUUUAGAUCUAUAACUCCUCUCAGUUCAGAUUUUAGUGCCAAAAACAUUUUAAAAAAUGGCUUAUUUGAAUUGGAAGUGAAAUGCAGUAUUGAGGCAGCAGCUGCGGUGUCUGAAACGUUUAUGUGUGAGGUUCGGAUACCUCUAGAGAACAGUGUUAUAUUUCAUCUUUUCAUUUGUUUGUUUUUGUUGGAAGUCCAUAUCGAUAUUUCUGCACGUGUAUCCGCUUUUUUUUUUUCAGACAGUGUGGUACAGUUACUCGUGCACAUACACACAAACCAACCGAUGCCUUGACUUAAAAACAAAAAAGAAAAAAAAUCAUGGAGCCGUAACAUCUGUAACAAGUUUAUAAUGUAUUUUUAUAUUCUAUUUUGUACGUGGAAAAUAACAUUAAAUGACCUUUUCAGAUAAGAACAUUAUGCCUUAUUACGGAGAGUAAUUUGAUGAGUAUAACUAUCCUUCAUGUGUCAUUAGUAAUCAAUGUCCUGAUAUACUGGAGUCUCUGAUGUCCUCUGUAUUAACUUGAGCCUUUGAGAUCAACAUCGCUUGCCCUCUGUGCCUUUUGUAUACUCUGAGUGUGACGAUUAACAGUGUAGUACGACAUUAAUCUACUCUUCAAGUGUAGGUUACUAACUGUUACCACUUCUGUGAUUAUUAACCACUUUAAUGGUAUCUUACAGAAGCCGACAGCGGCCGUCCUCCCCAUUAUUUUUCUCAUUCCGUUAUUUCAAGAUUGUGAGUUAAUUAUUUUGUUAUAUUGUGAAAAUGACGACCCAAAACAAAAGGUUUUUAUUUUGGUUGUUAAAGGAAGGUUGUUAUUUCACGAAAAACAAAAUGAUCUACAUUUUAUCACGAGAAGUAAAUUCGAGAACUCUAGCUUUCAAGAUAAUCAACCCGUAUCACAAGGAAACAAAAGGUUUUUAAAAUCUGUUAUCUCGAGAAAAUAAGCUUUUUCCUCGAAAUGACAAGUUCAUUAUUCCAUUAUCUUGAGAUAACAAGUCGAGUAUUUUGUUAUCCCAAAGAGAGCCUUGUUAUCAGGUGACAAGGAGAUAGUCAACCUGUUAUCACGUGAAAACAAAGGUUGUUUUAGUUUAUCUUAUGUAGAAAAUAAGCUUUUUUAUGCAGUGAUAACAAGGUCAUUAUUUUGUUGAAACUAAAAGUUAUGUCAUUAGCAAAAUUAGCUCAUUUAUCUGGAGAUAUCGAGAUGAUCAACCCAUUAUCAUAAGAAAACAAAAGUUUGAUUUUUAUUUUAACUUGAAAAAACAAGCUUUUCUAUCUCAUGAUAACAAGUUUGUUAUCCUGUUAUCUCGAGAAAAGAGCUUUGUUAUCUUGUGAUAGCGAGAUAAUCAACCUGUAACCACGAGAAAACGUUUUUUUUUUUCAUUUGUUAUCCUGAGAAAAACUUGAAAUAACUUAAUUAUGUAUUUAUCUCUAGAUAAAAAGCUCUGUUAUUUCUUGAUAAAAAGAUAAUUAACCCCUUAUCAAGAAAAAACAAAAAGUUUUAUCCAAAGAAAAAGAGCUUUGUGAUCUAAUAAGUUAUUCAAUCAACCCGUUAUCCCUAAAAUAAAAAGGUUUUAUGUCGUUAUCUCGAGAUAACAAUUUAAUUAUGUCGUUUUAAACUGAAAAUAUCAGAUCAAGGCAAACAAACUACUUAAAAUCAGUUGCUACGUUUUGUUUUUGUAAUUAUCUCCUUAAUUUAAGACAGAAGAGCUUGUUUUUAUCGAGAUAAUGAAAUAAAAUUACAUUUUUCUUGAGUUAAACAACCUUUUGUUUUCCUGUGAUAAUGGGUUGAUUAUCCUGUUAUUUUAAGAUAGUAACAGUCUUUUUUGCAAAAUAAAACAAUUAACUCGUGAUCUCGCGAUAACGGGAUUUAAAAAAUAUUUGGGAGGACGGCCGCUGUUGACUUCCGUAGUAUCUGUCUCUGCUUUGAAUUCCUUUAAAAACAAAAAAAAAAGAAUUACAUGUGUGUCUAAAGAAACGAACAAAAAAAAAAAUAUGUGUUGGAACUUUUAACUUUUUAAAGUGAGCAGGAAUAACUCUUUGUACACUAUUAAACUCAUAGUUGUUAAACUAACAAUCUUUGUUGCUUUUUCUCUGUAGCUCUUAAUUAUGCAAAUCAGCUUCCUUUCUGCAUACUAAUCACCAAACACUCGUCAGAUACAGAGAGAGGGAGGGAGGAAAGAAACCCGGCAGAUAUUUCAGUCAAAACGCAGGGAAAGGGCCACAACAUGUUUUUCCCCAUUUCUCCCUUUCUGCGCUCCUUUUCUUGUUUUCUAUCCACUCCUGCUAUUUAAGUAGACACAUUGAUGUGUGUAAUAAGAGAGGACAAAACACACCCAGCUCACCAUGGUUUC